Triticum urartu is the source of this 1205-nucleotide messenger RNA. The record is from RefSeq and is a predicted model, not a curated record. Lineage: Eukaryota; Viridiplantae; Streptophyta; Magnoliopsida; Poales; Poaceae.
AUGCACUCUUUCUAGCUUCAAAAAAAGUAUGAUGCUCGCUAUACAACGGAUGGAAGCACAUCUAGGCCCUACAUCAAGGUUGUACCUUAGUUUCAUGCGCAAGGUGUGCAAGAGGAUAGAUGCAAUGGAAGAAGAUACGUUUAUGGUUGCAGCUGCCGUCCUUGAUCCAUAUACACAUUAUAGCCUCAACCUUUGCAACCAUACAAAUUAUGCUACUGCACUAACAGAUGCGAUAGCGAAGAUAUUAGAUCCAAAGAGUGCUCUUUCAGCCAUUGAUGAAGUUAGUAAGUUUAGGGAGUGCCAAGGAAGGUUUGGGACCAGAUUAGCACAAGAAGCUGCGGCGAGAAUGGAGCCAACCCAGUGGUGGUUUCAAUUUGGAGGGGAUGUUCCUGCAUUGCAGAAGUGCGCAAUGAGAAUUUGCUCACAAUGUGUCUCAUCUAGUGGGUGUGAGAGGAACUGGAGCGCCUUUGCUUUGGUGCACACAAAGCCAAGAAAUCGCCUUUUAUAUGACAAGCUCCACAAGCUAGUUUCUGUCCGCUACAACCUAAAGAUACGAGCUGAAGAAGAUCAAGAGAAAGAGAGAGAUAUAGAUAAAGAGGUUGAUCCAAGUGCACUGCUGAUAGAUACAACAAUGUUCGAUGAGACAAAUCCAAUAAUGGAGUGGCUGAAUGAGGAUGAAGAGGAUCCAAUUUUGGAUGGAGCCGAUGCGGCCAGUGCUGUUUUUGAGAAAAUAAGGCGCCUCAACUCAAGCAGGAAGGAUUCUUAUGUUGGUACAAAGGCUAAUAAGAAGAAAAGAAAGAGGAAUCAUGAUGAGGAGAAUGAGUAUGUCGAAACUGACAGUGAGGAUGACGACAACGAGAAUGAAUAUGUUGAUAAUGAGAGUGAGGAUGAUGAUGGGGUGAGUGAGGAUGAUGAGGAUGAUCAACAAGAUCAGCAAGAAACACAAAUGCAAGUGGAAGAAGAGACACAAGUACAAGUUGAAAAGGAGACACAAGCAAGCAUUGGCAAUUUGGAGACUCGUAGAUCUGGACGACUUGUUAGGAAGAAGACCAAGGAAGUCAACAGCCUCUACUCGUAGAUUUGCUGGAGCUUGGAGCAUGAUGCUAGUUGGAGGCUUGGAGCAUGGAAGCUGGAGCUUUUUCAAUGGAACAAGACCUCCCCGUCCAUGCUUUCAUGGAUUUCUUUUGGAGUUGUUGUUCGUUGUG